GCAACACUGCAUUCUAGCCGCAAUGAAUUCGCGUUAGGCCUAUUCCAUAUUCCAUCAGUGUUGACAGUUCAUUGGUAUAAAUGUUUCUUGUUGUUGUUUGAGGGUUGUUUGUGGUGCAUGUAUUAUAUUCUUAAAAAAAGCUUUUAUUGUGAGUUUCGUGGUCGCACUAAAUUUGUAAAUACCUUGUAAGCAACAUAGUAUUUGCUUCGCUUGAAGUUUCUAACCUAAAAUGUCAAUUGUAUAAAAUUCAAUUGCUAGAGGAUGGAUAUCGUCGGUAGCAGUUAUAUGCCGGGAGACCCAAGACUUGUACAACAAAUUGUAUGUGAGCUGAAGUCGCAAGGUAUUUUUGAUCAGUUUCGGAAAGAGUGCAUAUCAGAUGUAGAUACAAAGCCAGCAUACCAAAAUUUAAGGCAGCGAGUUGAAGGCAGUGUAGCUGCAUUUUUGAAAGAGCAAACUUGGUGCACUGAUAUGAAUAAGAACCAAGUUAGGGAGCAGCUGAGGAAGAGCAUAUAUGAGUCCGGCUAUUUGGACAUGGGGGUAGAGCGCAUCGUAGAUCAAGUGGUAAACCCCAAAAUAAAUACAGUAUUUCUGCCACAAGUAGAGGAGGUUGUUUACCGUUUUCUGGGUCUUCAAAAACCAGUCAGGACUGAUGUAAAGACAGAGGAAACAAAACCUGCACCGAAGGUGGAUAUUGCUGACUUACUUCCCACUGAUCUUGAAGCUAUCUCACCAGAAUCGGUAAAAAGUGGAACUGAAGUAGAUACUGCUGAUAAUUCAACAUUAACUGCUUUAAAAACUGAAGAAGAUGAGAGCCCUCCAUUUGAACCAUUGGAUACCCAAGGUGAUCCAGCAAACUUACAUGAAGACAAUUCUGUAGAUUCACAUUUAUCUGGGUUUUCUGGGCUGCAAAGUCAUGAUUCGAACGAGGGCUUGAAUAACACAGGUAUAUCUCGGAUGGAUUUGUCUAAUCAAGAUUCUCAAAUUUCACAAAACAGCUGUGACGACCGAUUGUCCAUCGACAUUUCGGAAGACACCAAAAUGGAUGCAUACAGUGAACCAAAAAUUGAAAAAUCGACUGAUUCCGAUACAAAGAUGUCGAAUGAUGUACUUCCAUUACAAGAUAUCGAGUUCAAGUUUAAAGAUGAUAAGAAAUCCCACAAAGACAUAAAGUAUGAUAGAAAGCACGGAGAAAAGAAGAGAGAUGAGAAAAGAGAAACGAAAAGCGAAAGUAAACGGGAUGAUAAACAUAAUUAUAAAAAGAAAGAUAAAAAUGCCGAUACAAAAGAUAAAAAAGAUGGCAAACACGUUAGUAGAUCUUCCGAGAAAAACAGCAAAAGCAGUAGCAGCAGUGGAAGUAAAGAGCGAGAAAAGGAUAGAUACAAAGAGGGGGACCGGUCCUUUUCCAAGCAUUGUUCAAAAUCCAAACAUAAAGAAAGUGAUAGAAAAGAUACGGAAAAUGUCGCUAAGGAAGAAAUUGACAAGGGAAUUCAUGAUCAUAAAGAUAGUGAUAAAAAAGAGGCGGAAAAGAACGACAGUGAUAAGAAAAUUAAACUCACUGAUGUCUCUUUAGGAAGGAGUGACAAACAUAGGAAGAAAGAAAAAGAUGAAAAGAGCAGUCAAGAGAAAUCUGAUAAAGAGGAUAGGAGCAAAGAUAACUCGAGUCGAGACAAAGAAGAUAAAAACAAAUCUGUUGGAAACAAUAAGGAAAAAUCGCAUAAAGAAAGGAAUGAUAAGAAAGAGCUGACUGUAGAUAAAUCCGGUAAAUCUAAAGAAAAGGGUAAGAGUUCUAGCAGUGGAAGAAGUAACAAACAUCACUCUGAUACAAAUAGUACGGAUAAAAAGAAAGAUGGAGGUAAGGAAACAAAAUCUUCAUCGAACAGUAGCUCCAAACACAAAGAUAAAACGAACAAAAGCGAAGAUGAUGCGAAGUCAAGGUCCAGGCACAAAAAGGAUUCGAAACGAGAUAAAAGUAGAGAUGAUCAUUAUAGUUUCAAAGAUAAAAAACGUAAUAGAAGAUCGACGGAUAGAGAUUCAAAUGAUGGUAACGCGGAGAGAAGCGUGCAGAAUAAUGUGGAUAACAGCAUGUCUUUAUCUCAGAAACAUAGCAGUGAAGCAGGCGACACAUCAUCGGUAGGCGGUAGUAAUAAUUCUGGCAACUCUGAAGCAGUCGAGACUGAAAAUUCUAGAGAGGCACCGGAUGACGCGCCGCAAAAAACCCAGUGCAAUGAAGUAGAAACAGUCAAGUACAUAAAACCGAAAUUUGCUUCGAAUUUAAAAGAAGCAAUGCGUAUAAUGAAAAUCAGAAGACAAAUCGCCAAACUGGAAAGACAAAACCAGUUAAGUUUGGUAGCCAUUGAUAGUCCUCAUGUGAAUGGAAUCAUAGUUAAGGAUGAGGAUAGCACUAAAGAAAUUGAAAAGGCUAAGAUUUGCGAGAAAGUCUUGAAUAUUGUUCUGAAUCGGAAAGAUGCUAUGGUUCAGAAGGUGGUAACAAGGAAGCCUUCAGGGGAGGGUGAUGAAGUUGAUGAUGGAAAGCCUGUACAUAAUAUGGAAGUUGCUGAUGCUAAAUCUGAAAUUACUCAUGACCAACCGAAGUUUAUACUGCAAACAAAAGAUUUGAGUAAAGAGAGGUGGGAGGCACUGGAGGCUAGGUAUGGAUCGCGUGCCAUUCGGCGGCGACUGAUGCUGGCAGUAUGUAACAUCUGCUUUAGAGAUGGCAUUAUAGACUAUAGAGGUCUAAGCUGGAAGGAAACGGCAGUGGAUAGAUUGGCCGAAGAAAUGUCGAAUGUAGAUUGCAGGUUAUAUGAUUAUUGCGAUGACUAUUACUCUUCAGAUAAUGAAGUUAUGGUCAGUCAUGUGAAGACCCAGCAAAUUAUCAGGGACGUGGAGAAACAUGUAAAAGACGAAAAAGAAGUUACGGAACAGGCUGAACAUGUUACAAGUACAGACCAGAUUAAAAAUAAUUCUUUGAAGAAUGAUAUUCAGGUAGAUGAUGACGGUACUAAUCUACAGAAGCCAGACGCAUCCCUGCGAAAAAGUCUGAUUGAACAAAAUGAUAAUAACAUGAUCAUGACACUGGAGGAGGUAUGUGAUAGCAGUACGGUAGGGCUUGAUAAUGAAGUUAUAAUAAACGAACUGGAAUCAGAAGUAAUAGAAGAACAAGUUUUAACUGAAAAUAUUGUGAAUGAGGAAGUUAUUCCUACUGAAAGUAUCAUUGAAGAAAAUGUGAUUGAUUCAAAUACACCCUCUGUAGUUGAAGAAACUGGGUGCCUUGAGUUGGAAGAAGAAGAGGUAAUUGCACCAUCUGGAACUAUUGAUUAUGAAGGAGAUGUUAUUAUGACAAGGGAUGGUGUUACUGUGAUUCAAGAUGUAGAGGUUUCUGAGGAAAUCGUGGGAGCUAUGGAAAUAGAUAAAUCUGAUAUUACUGAGGGCUUAGACUUGGUUGAGCAAGUUGUAGAGGUUGCACCAGAUGACUUUGUAGAAGCAAACCAGACAUGUGAAAUCAGUGGCCCCAUGAUCGUGCUGAUUGCGGAAGAAAUCAUUAAUACAGAAUUCGAGAGUGAAUGUCGCUACCUGGAAGCUCAGAGUCAGUAUAUGAAAAAGAAUCUGGAAAACCUGUAUAAGCUCAUGAAGAAAUUGGAGGACGAUGUGGAGCAUAGUAUCAAAUCUUGUCAAAAUAACUUUGCUCCUUCCAUCCGUAACAAAGGGACGAAGAGAAAAUUAGAUGUGUUUGUAGAUGUUAGGAAUAAUAACAAGCAUCUUUAUGAAGAAAACAUAUGCUCUAAAGAGGUGUUUUAAAACGUCGUGGGCCGUGACCGUUACAUUAUGUGGAUGCCCAGAAGUCAGAUAUUAGAACGGCGGGAAGAAUAUUACCCUAAUCACAAAUAUCGACUUUUUCGGGGCAGACUGACUGGCACUCGGCUUUGAACAUCCAAGGGAGAACUAUCGGUAGCCAUCGGCGUGCGCCUAUAGAUUACGAUUUUGUAUGUUGGAUUUCCUUUAUGUUAGACCAGUUGCAGCAUUGGAACGUUUUCCAUUCCCACCUAGUCCAGCAGAUAGUGAAAAGUCCUGCGAUAAAAAAGAGAACGAUGGUGUAAAAUCAGCAAAGCAGAGGAGGUUGGCGAACAAAAACACUUCCAACUCAAAAGCACAGCGGUACUCGAGUGAAGAUUUAUAUAAACCAAGGCCUGUUUUCGGCAGUACUCGAAGAAGCAGGGGUGCCAAAGCCAUUGAAUGAAUUUUGGUUUUACUUUCUGAUCAUAUACUGUCUUAAGUGAAUUUUAUAUUUUUUGUAAGUUACUUGAUAUAAUUAUGUUUUUGAUAUAUAAUAUAAACAGUAUACAUAUUUAUGUUAUUUUAUCGAAUGUACAGCGUAGUACUUAACAUUCAACAAAUCCUAAUAUUAUGCUUUUCAGAUAUAGCAUGUCUUGCAUAUCGCGAAAAUGGAAAGAUUAAUUCAUUUUCCUCAAAAUAGUGCCAAAGUGCCAUCUAAUGCCAGAUAUACCUUAUAUCCCUGAUAGAGGACAGUCGCAUUAGCUUUCGUUCAUUGUCCUACCAGAGACAAUGCUGAUGCGUUGCCAAAUAGCACGAAACAGCUGCCCAUGGUUGGCCGCCUGUGGUAGGAUGAACAAAAGCUAUAUUACUAGGUCAUAUCCGUCGGUUAAGCUGUAUUUUUCGAUGCUUCUGAUCGGGCUUAUCACAAUGAUUCUUAGGCAAUCAAACCAUUAGAGUGAUGCAAUUCUCGCACUUCACUCACCACCAACGAUGCUUAGAGCUUAAGAUUUUCAUCUAAAAUUUGAGAUAGAUUUUACGAUGCAUAGGAAUACUGAGUCAAUCUACUUGGUUUCAUUUGUUUUGAAAGGUCAUCCAUGAAAUGAUGCAUGGACAGGGACACACACGAUUUAACAAACGAAAUGUUACCUGGCAGAGAGAUAAACAAAAUGUAUUGUCAAUUGUACUUGAAAAAAAGUCACCGUUCAGGCCGAAAAUUCGUACAAUAAAAAGGAGCUUUAAACAUAUGUGUGUUUUGAUUCAGCCACACAAACAUGGGGGAUUACCAGCAUAAAAACCACUAUUAUAACCGUAGUACAUAGAAGUCGUAAGUGAAUAGAACAUAAGUAUUGUACGGCUUGAGGGAUGUUUUAAAACAUUUUAUUGAAUAACAGGAAACCAACACCCAGAAUAAAAAAUAUUACAUAGCAAAUAGUGUCAAUUGAAUAAACUUUGAAUAAAGAUGAACUUGAAAUGCAAAUCUAAAGGAAAUGCCAUCUUUCGAUGUUUUUUUUAGACAGAAACUAGCUAUGAUGAUUCGAACCAAAAGCUUUCGCGUCGCCGAUGACUGCUAAAAAGUAAGGCAAGCGAACUCCUUCAACAUGAUCUUAUCGAUGGAAAUAUUGCAGCUUAAAAAAUGGGUGACACUAUCGGCCACAUAGUUUCCACUCGUACCAUAUCCC
This is a messenger RNA of Acanthoscelides obtectus, 5450 nucleotides long. The record is from the annotation of a GenBank genome assembly. Lineage: Eukaryota; Metazoa; Arthropoda; Insecta; Coleoptera; Chrysomelidae.